AGUGUAUCCUUGCGAAUUUGAGAAUUCCGACUACACAUGAAAAGCAGCAAAAUAUGGACAAGUAUGACCUCUUUCUAUGCUUCCUAGUGACCGUGCAUAUUAUGCUGUGUCCUUUUACCAAGGUUGAAGAGAGCUUCAAUCUUCAGGCAACUCAUGACAUUAUGGAAUAUGGAAUGGGUCCAGAGUCCUUGAAAAAAUUCGACCAUUUUGAGUUUCCGGGUGUUGUCCACCGCACCUUUGUUGGACCCUUGCUCUUGAGUGGAGCCAGCUGGCCUACUGUCAAAACACUGGAGAUAUUUUUCCCUGACUUUGACAAAUUCUUUCGUCAAUAUGUGGUACGCUUUUAUCUUGGUCUAUCUGGGAUUUUUGCUCUUUCUAAACUUCGUUUAUCGAUAUCAACAUCAUUUGGGCGACAAGUCUCUGUCGCCUUUGGUAUAUUAAGCGCGUGCCAAUUUCACACCAUAUUCUGGGCCAGCAGACCAUUGCCAAACAUUUUUGCGUUUCCAUUAGUGAUUCUUGCCUUUUCUCAUUGGGUCUCGGCCGCUUCUCCUUCCGAUGAUUCCAACGAACAUCUGCUCUCGUCGAUCCGAUAUAUCACUUUUGCAAUGGUGAUAUUUAGAUUCGAGCUAAUUCUACUGUUGGCCUCAAUUGUGCUUUUGGAAUUAUGGUUGGGGAAUUUAAAGUUUUUUGAUGCCUUGAGAGUUUUCUCGUCUACGGCGUUGGUAAGUUUGGGAUUGUCUACGAUAAUCGACUCUUACUUUUGGCAAGAGUUAACGUGGCCGGAAGGAUCCGUCUUUUAUUUUAAUAUCGUUCUUGGAAAGAGUGUCGAAUGGGGUGUUCUUCCCUUUCAUGCUUAUUUCACUUCUUUUCUUCCGCGUCUUCUUCUAACGUCCGGACCGUUGAGCGUACUUUCUGUCUUCACCGAUGCACGCACACGGAGAUUCUUGUUACCCAUGCUAAUCUACCUGGUCGGAUUUUCCCGUCUUGAGCACAAAGAAUGGCGUUUCAUCGUUUACGUGGUUCCCAUUUUUAAUAUGUGCGCAGCUAUGGGAUGGGUAUCCAUGCGAAGGAAAGGGUUUAAAUUUAUAAAUCGUUUCAUCAUUGUUCUUCUCCUGUUAAGUUUUCUCGCAAGUAUAGCUAUUAUGUUCAUAUCGAGCAUCAAUUAUCCCGGUGGUGUGGCUUUACAAAGGAUACAUCUGAUACAAAAGGAAUAUUCAUCGGCUCGUAUACAUCUCGACGUAUAUACGGCGAUGACCGGUGCUUCUCGAUUUGGCCAACUACGUAAUGACUGGGAGUAUUAUAAGAACGAGACACAUUCCUCACCCGCCGACUACCUGCAUUACACGCAUCUUUUAACGUCGGAUCCCGAGAUGCAUGAGGGAAACUUCAGAAUCAUCGAUAUCGUGGAUGGUUAUGCCCGAGUUCAGGUGGUGAAUCCAAAUCAUCUCGUGCGCAAUUGGCUCAAUUUCGAUUUUGGUCGCACAAACAGAACGUUGGAUUCUCUGUUGCCGGUGAAAAUCCUUACCGAACAAAAGAUCUGGAUAAUGAAAAGGAAAUUUCAAAAUUGA
Molecule: messenger RNA, 1568 nt
Organism: Acaulospora morrowiae
Lineage: Eukaryota; Fungi; Glomeromycota; Glomeromycetes; Diversisporales; Acaulosporaceae
Source: the annotation of a GenBank genome assembly